This is a messenger RNA of Callorhinchus milii (elephant shark), 2355 nucleotides long. RefSeq names its product tetraspanin 31 (gene tspan31). The record is from RefSeq and is a predicted model, not a curated record. Lineage: Eukaryota; Metazoa; Chordata; Chondrichthyes; Chimaeriformes; Callorhinchidae. Gene Ontology annotation, cellular component: membrane. The coding region runs from base 48 to 683 and encodes 211 amino acids. The transcript is spliced from 6 exons.
CGGGGCCGGGGCCGGGAAACGGGACGUGCGGAUAAACGGCGACAAAGAUGGUGUGCGGCGGCUUCACCUGUUCCAGGAACGCGCUGAUCGCCUUAAACGUUGUGUACUUCCUCGUUGGGUUGUUGCUUAUCGGAGUGGCAGCAUGGGGCAAGAGCUAUGGCAUCGUUUCUAGCAUUAACAUCAUCGGUGGAGUCAUCGCCGUGGGAGUCUUUCUUCUGCUUAUUGCUGUUGUUGGGCUCAUCGGAGCCUUCAACCACCACCAAGUCAUGCUCUUCUUUUACAUGGUUAUUUUAUUCCUGGUCUUUGUGAUGCAGUUUGGAGUCUCCUGCUCAUGCCUGGCUAUCAACCGAAGCCAACAAGAGCAUCUGCUAAAAUUGGCCUGGAACAGAUUGUCCAACCGUACCAGAAUGGAUCUGGAACAGCAGAUGAAUUGCUGCGGUUUUAUGAAUGACACUGACAACACUGCAACCUUUGCACUUGAUUAUCACAUGUGUACAUUGCCCUGCAAAACAACCCGCUGUCAGACAUGUGGUGAUGUUAUGCUGCAGCAUUCUGGAGAGGCUCUGAGGAUCCUGGGAGGAGUGGGACUUUUUUUCAGCUUUACUGAGAUCCUGGGUGUAUGGCUAGCAGUGCGCUACAGGAACCAGAAAGACCCGCGAGCCAAUCCUAGUGCCUUCUUAUAGUUAUCCCUUCAUUCUCUUCCUACACCCGCCCCGUCUAGUCUCGUGACCAUUGUUCCCUCCACAACUGCUAGUCACAAAGUACCUUUCCCAGGAGUUAAAGUUCAUCAACAAAAAGCACAUUUGGCAAACUAAGGAAGAGUGGCCAUUGCCCCCCCAUUGGCUAAUGCAUGACGGGAUGGAGCAUCUACACGGACCACAACAUCCUGAGUCUCGGCAGCCUGAGCCCCUCCCUCACUGCCAGCCGCCCAUCUCUGACAUAGUCGCUGGGCCAUCACUGGUUUGGAGUCAGACCCGGAACUUGACAUGAAUUAUAUGGAUAUGGAAACAUUUUUAGAAAUCAGACAGUUGAUUUUAUUGCUUUCUUUCCCUGUGGGGGGGUGGGGGGGCAGUAGUUGGGACUGGUCUAAGUGAGCAGAGAUAGUAGUUGUUAGCGUGGAGCCUGUUUUUAUGCUUAUUAAUUUUUUCGGGGGGUGAGGGGAAUUCUCGUUCGUAUAGAAAUGUUUUAGUUCUUGAUUAUGUUUUUUUUUAAAAGAUUAGAGUUAACGUUUAACACAUUUCUAUUGAUUUUUUUUGCCACUUUUAGCGCUGGAUUCCCCUGGGGGGCUGGAUUGAUAGCAAUCUGGAUCAUUGCCAAUCACACUGGUUUCACCUUCUGUAAGAAUCAGCCUUGCACAGCAACAGCACCAUUUAGCUGCAAUGUGGAUUUGAUGAGGUGACAAUAACUCGCACAAACCAAUCCUGCCUUUCAGCAGCAAAGGUUACGUCCCGUCUGAAGCUUCCUUUUUAUUUAAACCCUUGCAUAGGAAGAGAGUGCGAUCAGUUCAUAGAGGUGGGGUAUUUGCAGGUGAGCAGAACGACGUUUGAGAGUAAGAACGGGUGGGUGGGGGGAGGUCCUGGGAACUAACUGAAAAAAGUUUAAAUCAAAGGUGAUAUGGUUCAAUUUAUGCCACAGCAUAAAUUUCACUGUACAGUUCAGGGUUGGCUUAGAGAGAAUUGAUAUCCAAUACUACUGAAACGUGAAUUCUUUUCCUUUAGAUUUGUCUUUCUCCCUAACAACUUUUCAUCACAAGGGGAUGUAAAGGUACAGCUGUGAUUAAGUUUGCCCUCGGACAGAACGCUGAACUCUGGAAUCUGCUGCCCUUUUCUGAUGUUACACACACGGGGUGGCAGAAUAUCAGAGCAGGAAAACCCAAUGCUUGGCUACAGCAUUGAGGGCUUUCAUUACUCUGCAAUUUAGUGAAUUUUCAGUGGUGUGAUUCGCUGUAGCGGGCACGGCCAGGAGCUGUUGCUGUACAUAAGCACAUUCAUGUUGUAUGCCUUUUCACUUUGUGUACAGUUAGACCCUCUUUAUAGCGCUGUCUUUGGGAUGUUGGAAUAAAAGGGGAAAGGAUGGAUCUCAUGGGAUCCAUGAACAAAGUGCAGUAUCAGUGUUAUUGCAGCCACUGUAUUUACACAGUGCUGUGUUUUCUUGACUUUUUAAACUGACCAAACAAGGGGACCCACCAUGGCUGCUGGUGGCUGCUUGGUGGUUCCCCAAUGGCCAUUGAUUUGUACGGAUACUGUGGCCAACUGCUGGCUGUCCUGACUUGUUUCCCCUGAAUUAUCGUAGAUUAGCCCAUGUGUGGGUCUGCUUUAACUGUUUUUAACAAUGAUAAUUAAAGAUUUAUGUGAA